This is a messenger RNA of Caenorhabditis briggsae, 672 nucleotides long. Lineage: Eukaryota; Metazoa; Nematoda; Chromadorea; Rhabditida; Rhabditidae. The transcript is spliced from 5 exons. Bases 1 to 672 code for a protein of 223 amino acids. The record is from RefSeq and is a predicted model, not a curated record.
AUGCUAAAACACAUUUUUGGAUUAGCAUGCAUGAAUAAAAAAGAAAAACACAAACUUGCUCUAACUGCCGGACCGUCAGAAAACACUUCAUCAACUAUUCAGAUAUCUCCGGGAUCUUCUUCAAAAUAUAACAUGGAUGAAUCUCUCAAUCAGAGUGUUGCUAUUCCAGGACCAGCCCAUCUCAAUACAUCACAUUUGAUGGAAAAUGUUAUUUCUGAUGUCUCGUACGACGCAGCAACAUUUCAGAACCGUGCAACGCCGAUAGAUUUCGGUACCCGAGAAGUGAAGACCGAUGAGGACGUAAUUAGUGUCACUGCUCGUCGCCGGAGUGUUAACACUAUAACGCCAUCGCCGAUUCCAGAGGAAACAGAAGACAAUCUAACCGAUAAGAAUGUAUACUUCCCCCCUGAAACUGCCACUCGGAACACAAUUUUCGAACCUCGGAAUCGUCAUUACACACCGCGUCUUAUUAAAGUUCGGAAGCAAGCACGAGUCUACAACGCGAACGAAUCAUCUGCAAGUGCAUCAUCCUCUUCGUCAUCUACUCAUGGCGAAAAUCACCGGAUUGAUAGCGUCCGUGUUCGCGCCUCUAAAUCUGCAACGAACAAUCUGCUCAAAGGACGGAUGACUUCAGUUCUCGGCGGAUCACUUCGUCCGUUACGAGCCAAGUAG